CUAAUCGACAGCAGAGAGUGGACGGAGAAAACUGCCAAUACAUUUGAAGUGAAACGUUUUAUUUAAAUGCAAACAAAAGUCUAUUUCAUUACAUAAAUUAUAACAUUUACAAUAAUUGAUAUGAUAGUAAUCUGUGAAGCUAAAAGUAUGUGCUUGUUUUAAUCCAAACCUUACAGGGAAUCCCGAAGCAGAUGGGUGGGAGCAACUGUGGGAUUUACAUACUGAUGUACACUCUGUACAUGGCUUUGGGUCUUGGAUUUGAUUUUACAGAGGAUGACAUGCCUCUGAUCAGGAGGUGGUGGUGUGCUGUUCUCCUGGACAACUUCACUCCACAAAUCGCUCAACCACAAGGAGCUUCACCAUUCAAAAGGCAAUGUCUUCAGGCAGAGUCCAGCGAACCAGAGUACGCAGUUGUGACAAUCUGUCAGGUUUGUUUAAACUAUGGAAUCAGAGGGACGUAUCAAGGCCUCACAGCGACCGUCCUCAAACAGGGAUCCAAUCAGGCGAUCCGGUUCUUCGUCAUGACCUCUCUGAGGAACUGGUACAAGGGUGACAAUCCCAACAAAUCCAUCAACCCCGUCAUCAGCGGAGCGUUCGGUGCGAUCGCAGGAGCGGCGAGUGUGUUUGGAAACACGCCGCUGGACGUCAUCAAGACCAGAAUGCAGAUCUAG
Molecule: messenger RNA, 671 nt
Organism: Carassius gibelio (silver crucian carp)
Lineage: Eukaryota; Metazoa; Chordata; Actinopteri; Cypriniformes; Cyprinidae
Product: tricarboxylate transport protein B, mitochondrial
Exons: 8
Coding region: 192-671 (159 amino acids)
Biological process (GO): mitochondrial citrate transmembrane transport
Source: RefSeq, a predicted model, not a curated record